Spirodela intermedia is the source of this 1548-nucleotide messenger RNA. The record is from the annotation of a GenBank genome assembly. NCBI's taxonomy places the organism in Eukaryota, Viridiplantae, Streptophyta, Magnoliopsida, Alismatales, Araceae.
AUGGAGCUCCUCCUGCUCGUCAUCAUCAUCGUCGUCCUCCUACCCGCUCUGCUCUUGUUCUAUCUCUCGAACCCUAAAUCAGAGGGGCCCCUCAAGGCCUACCCACUAAUAGGCAGCAUGCUGCAGUUUAUCAAGCACCGCCAUCGCCUCCUGGAAUGGCAGACCGAGCUCCUCGCCGCCACCCCCACCAGCACGCUGCACAUCCGGCUGUUCGGCAAGCAACAGGGUAUCAUCACCGCCAACCCGGCCAAUCUGGAGCAUGUCCUCAAGUCCAACGUCCAGAACUACCCCAAGGGGCCCUACCAGAGGUCCCUGAUGGAGGACUUCCUCGGCCGGGGGAUCACCAACGUCGAAGGCGAGCUCUGGAAGAGACAGCGGAAGGCAUUGAGCUACGAGUUCAGCACCAGGACCCUCCGUAUAUUCGUCGAGGGGAUCGUACAGCGGGAGGUUACCAGGCGGCUGCUACCCCUGCUGCGCAGAGCCGCGGCGAGCGGCGCUGCCGUAGACAUCCAGGACGUGCUGGAGCGGUACGGUUUCGAUAACGUGUGCCAGGUCGCGUUCAACGAGGACCCCGCGUGCCUUGCCACCGAGGGGGAGGAUUCCGCCGGCGGGGGGCGGCUCCCGCCGGGGUUCGCCGCCGCCUUCCGGGACGCCACCGCCAUCACCGCCUGCCGCUUCCGGUACGCCGUACCCUGGAUGUGGAAGGUCAAGAAGCUACUCAACGUCGGAUCGGAGAAGCGUCUGAGGGAGUCGAUAUCCACUCUGAAUGACUUCGCUCGGAGUGUAAUCCGUUCGAGGAAGGAGAAGCUGAGAUCGCCGGCGGCUGAGGCGGAGGGGCUCCGCCACCAGGACCUCCUGUCGCGGUUCAUCGCCGGCGAGGACAACUCCGACGAGUUCCUCCGGGACAUCGUCGUGAACCUCAUACUGGCGGGGCAGGAGACGACAUCCUCGGCAUUGACGUGGUUCUUCUGGGUCCUGUCGGAGAGGUCAGACGUGGAGAGGAAGAUCCUCGAGGAGAUCCGCUCGGUGAGGACAAGAAGCAAGGAGGGAGAAGAAGGAGAGCAGAGCUUCGGCUUCGAUGAGCUGAAGGAGAUGACUUACCUCCACGCCGCCAUUACCGAAGCCAUGAGGCUCUACCCGCCGGUGCCCUGGAACAGCAGCUACUGCCUCGCCGACGACGUCCUGCCUGACGGGACGAAGGUGGGCAAGGGCUGGUUCGUGUGGCACAACGCGUACGCCAUGGGGAGGAUGGCGGAAGUGUGGGGGGAGGACUUCGGCGAGUUCCGGCCGGAGCGGUGGCUGGGGCCCGGCGGGGAAUUCCGGGCGGAGAGCCCCUUCCGGUUCCCGGCCUUCCACGGCGGGGCCAGGAGCUGCCUGGGGAAGGAGAUGGCUUAUCUUCAGAUGAAGUCCAUGGCGGCGUGCCUGAUCGAGAGGUUCACGCUGGACGUCGUCGGCGGCGGUGGUCGGCCGGAGAUGCUGCUGUCUACCAGCCUGCGGGUGAAAGGCGGCCUGCUGGUGCGCGUCAGGGAGAGGACCACCCCCCGUUGA